UAGAAAUGUGAAAGGCCACCGGUUCAUGUAGCCGAGCUUGCGCGGAGGGCGCGUUAAGAGGCGCGUCCUGGCCACGGCUCGUCCGGAACGCCAAGCGUACUCGUCUACGGGCCACCGAGGACGAUCGUGCGUCGCGUAAACCCCAAAAUCCGCAGUGGACGACGAUUGGAAAAAAAUUACCGUAUCAAAAAGCCCAACAAAAAGCUCAAAUCGUCGAGCUGUGAGUGAAUAAAAUAAACGGCACGAGAAUGUAAUAAUCGUGGCGAGAUAACAAAAAAACAUUUAGGAGUGUUGGCCAGAGACCGCAAGAACAUCAGACAAAGGAGUUGAAAGCUCUUCAGAAAGGCGAGACUCAAUUGAACCAAUGACUUGAAUCCCAGUGAUCAAAUUGUUAGCGUUCACAACUUCCUGAUAAGGAAUUUCACGAAUUUCUUACGUCCGAGGAGAUUUAAUCCAGGAUGCAUGCGGUUGGAUUGCACUCGGCAUUGGCGAUCAAGCGCCAGAGAAAGCGUCGUGAUGAGCAGCGUCGUGCCCGCGAGCGUCGUUACAGCGCCCAAUCAGGGGAGAGUGGCCUGACAUCACCAAGAGCAUCCCAGGGCUCCUUGGAUCACCAUCCACGCCAUCAUCAUGCAGCUAGUACCCAUCGAGCAGCUGGCCAAGGGAUGCUGGACUCCAAAGUCGUCACAUCCAUUGGAAUGCUCCACAUUGGUGUUGUCUUCUUAGUCCUUGGUGGUUUUCUCCUAGGCAGUGGCCUCCUACCAGGAGACCUAUCCAACUGGAGCUUCAAAGGUACUGGUGGAUGGUGGAAUGAGCUGGUGGUAACCGGUCUCUUCGCUGUUGCUGUUGGAAUAUUCCUCAUCAUCUUGAAUCGUGUGAUUGCGAAGAAGGAGGAGGACGACCUGGAGGAGUACGUUCAGAGGCAAUUGACACGUUCAAGAUCAGGUCAUCGUUUGGAGCGAGACGUUGAAACCGGUGGUUUAACAACUAGACACGCCAGACGAGCCAAACAAAUGAAGAAGAUGACAGCAUCUGGUUCACUCGACAUUGAAAGCGAAAAAGCAAGCUCACCACCAAGAAGCCCACCACCAGCUUACUCACCACCACCCGUCACCAAUGGAGAUAAUCAAAAUCAAUCGGUACUCUUCCUCGAACAAAUCACUGAAGAGGAAAUAACCAGUGAUAGGAUUGAAACAUCAACCACCAAUAGCUUAAGUCCUGGAUCACCUAGUGAAACCAGGGAACUUUUACAUAAUAAUCCGCGUCACAAAAUUAAUGGCCAUCAUCAUACUAAUCAUCACUACAUCGGUCAUCAGCCGGUAUACGUUAAUCCCGCGGCCAAUUGAGGGAUUUUUUUUUCUUUCGAUGAUUAGUUAGUUUAUUCAUAAAAAUUUCAUCAAUCCUAUUCUGGAUAUGACGUUCAUCUCGCGAUUUAAUUGAGGCUCAGGAUAUCGUCGUUAGGUUUGAUAAUUAUGAUCAUUGUAUCUUGUACUCUUCUACUUUAUCGAGUAUUGGAGGGAAAUCAGACCGUAGUAAGUGCGACGAGAGUCUGAAAAAUGGCUCUUGUCUCUCCGUUUGAAUGUUUCUAGAUAAGAUGGAGUUAUGAUUACCGCUGAGGGAGUUCAAUCUAUUAAAUUUACAGAAGAAAAAUAAAUUACACUUCUUCAUUCGUAACAUUAAGAAGAUUUAAAGGGGGCUUAUGUUCAACUUUAUUCGGAUUUGUAUGAUGCUUUGAGAUUAAUAUUAAAUAUAUGCACAUUCCUUGAACAUUGACAUAUCGUCUUCUGGCCUGCACCUCUACGGAAUAGAUGUAUUUUCAUUUUUCUCAUUGGGAUUCGAUCGUCACUGAGAAAUACAUAACGAACAUAAUCGAUGGACCAAGACGCUGAAUCAAUUGAACAUACAACGCAGAAAUAAUAACAUAAUGGAGGAAUACAUUGAAAAUAGACCAUUGAUAGAGAUAUCACGGCGAUUUAUUGUCACAGCGGUUUGCUAUCUAAUAUUUAGAUGUUUAAGGGAAUAAUUGUAGAUAAUUGCCAAAUAUACUCGUAAUUUAUGCAUAAUUAUGGUUCAACUGGAAAUACGUAUCAAACGGUCGUUCAUGAUAUAAUAUGAAUUACUCUCUGGGAUCGGAACAGUAGUUUUUGCUACUGCUGCUACCUUCAACUCGUACCGAAAAGUGCCUCUUCAUUAUUUGGAAAUUAAGAAGGCCACAUUUCGAUACUCGUUCAACGUAACAUCAUUGACAAAAAUAUUGUUCGAUAGGUGUGCGACGUGAAAUUUUCAACUCGUGUGGGUGGCAGUUCUCCAUUUUGCGAAGAGGCUUUAACUUCGCACUCGUACUUGAAGUACUGGACUAUUUCGGAAUUAGGACCGAUAAACCGCGGGUUUAAUCUAUGCUCUCUCGGUUAUAUCGCGAUUUUUGGACGCAAUAACAACAAUACUGUUUUAUUGAUAGCUGUGGAGAACUUCUCAGCUCCUUCUGUAGCAUCUUAUUGGCUAAAAAAAUUUUUCACGGUUUAAUAUUGGAAUAUAAUACUAUGGUAUUACUGCUAGUUCAUCUCGUGCCAAAAAGUGCAUUUUCCUGUACUAGUCAACGUCAAGUUGACUUGUAAAUAAAACAACGCGCCGUUUGGUUUAUUGAUUGGAAACGGGAUUUCUUGCUGUUGGCGAAUGGUAGAGGUGAAUAUGGCUAAAUAAAUAUUUGUUAAUUAUUAAUGAAUGAUGAAAUCGAUGUCAGACAAAGCUUAUCAAAUAUAGAUUCGUUGAUUAUUAGAGAAUAAACGUUUGGUGGAUACAAUAGACUCCACCCUACAAUCAAAAUCCAUUCGUUAAUUCCCACUAAUCCGGUUUAUUUUUAUUUAUUUAUAAAGGAAAAAUUCCUGAUAAAAGAAUAAGGUUUGAGACGUGCCUCGGAAAUUUUUUAGUUCUCAUGAUUGACAGCCUCAAGCAUUCAACGUCGCCCUCGUGAAAAAUUCGUCGCAAUUAAAUUGCAAUAUACUACUUCACUAUUUAAAAAAUAUUCUUUCGAGUGUAAUAUGAUGGACUGACCUGGGGAGAGAGAGAGAGUAUAAAUGGGAGUAUUACUUCGUGUGAGAAUAAAUGAAAACAAAUUAUUUAUCGAGAGCUACUCGCUGAUCCGUAAUAAUACGAGGAUUAUGCAAAUUUCUGCUAUAAAAUUCUGGCACCGCUAUGUUCUGUUUUAUAUAGUUUCGAUAUUUGAUCAGCAUACGCCAGCCGAAGAUCAAAAAUGACCUCGAUUCAUCAUGAAAUUGAUUAAUCACUGUUACAUUAUUACUGGCACCUGCAAUAUUUAUCCACCAUAUCUCAAAAUGAUGUAAUUCAUGUACAACAAAUAAUGAGACCAAUAUGAAACAAUCAUCAACUUGAAAAUCGGUUGAACUUUAUUCUCGAAAAUCUAUGAAGUUGUUUAAUUGCUGUGCUCAAACGUUAGAAUACUGUGAUUCAAAUGAAGGUAUUCUUCCGAAAAUUAUUUAAAGUCCUUCAAGAAAUCACAUGAAAUUUACAGAACAAAUAAAGUAAUUGUGGUGCAAAAUUUAAUUCUACGUAUUUUUGUCUCUAAACCAGGGGAAGUGAUAAAAAUGGUAAAUUUUCCUUCGCUUGCAUCGGAAAAUUACAAAUGAAUUUUCAUAAUUGUGUAGGGUAUCCAAUACUGUUACGAAAAACAAUUUUUCAAUUCUUGUGAGAAGAAUAUUUGAUUGGCAGUGGUAUUAGUGAUUCCUUGAAGCACUAGUUUUCUCGGUGAAAAUUUGUUUUCCGGUUUUACUUCAGAACCAAGUUGAGCUCACAAUUUCAUGUGAUUUGUCUCUUCAUGGAUUGUGAUGGAUUACCGUUUAUCCAAUAUAUUAUGUGAAAGUGCCUUCUACUCUGUUCACUUCUAUUCUAUUUUAUAGGAUUUACCCUUAUUCAAUUCCUAACAUGAGAGAACUUUUCCCCUUAAAUUAUGUACAUUCCACUUCAUUCCAUUAAAUAUUCAUACUUUUAAUAAUUUAGCCUGUAAUCCAGUUGCCUGUUAUGGGACUUUAUUCUGCGACGAAAAAUGUCUAACGCUGUUAAUUUUUCCGUAAAUUUUCACAUUUUAAAAUGUGCUUUUAUUUGAGUCUGAUUUUGUCGCGAAUGAACUGAUUGAAAUUACGUGGAAGACUCGUCAAUCUUCGUAUAUUCUUCCAGAAAAAUAUUUUUUAUUUUCUCCAGUUUUUUUUCUCGGUUUAUCUGGUCACACUGAGCCGACCUUCGUGGGUGUGGAAGGAGGACGAAGAGUACCGAGAUCUCACGAAUGCGCGAUCACCCCCUAGAAUACUAAUCGAGUAGCGGGAAAUUUUUCCAGUCACUAUCAUAAUGUUCCUCAUAUCACUCGUAAACGUUCAUUGUCCCUUCGAUGUUACCGUACCGAACGAGAAUUUUUCCCCCCAUUUUUUUUUAAAAUGGUGUACCGUUCCUAACACUUUACCAUCCAAUUCCCUUGGACACACAAUCUGACUAUACUUUACACCCUGAGUACGGUAAUUUUUCUCCUGAUUUUCUCCAUACGCAGGAAUUUUUUUUCUUAGUAAUUAAACGUAUGACUUUUCCACCCAAAAUUAGUAUAAAUUACGAUGUAUUUGAAUCACUCACGAUCAACUUUCAACUUAAUUCUCAAGCGAAAUCAACAUAUGAUUGAAUGAUUGAAAAAAUGUGACUCCUCGCUUGCAUCUUUCCGAGCACAUUACCCUAAAAAAAAUCUUGCGUGAUAUCUAGGUUUUAAGUUAGGCGUUGUCAAUGAUGGCGCCAAAAGAUACAGCAUGACCUAAAAAGAUCAUGAAAUAUCUAGGGGCGAAUACGUAAAAUAUGAUGAUAAAUUUUAAUAUAUUAACGUGGGUGUGACGAAAUUGUUUCGACAAUUUUGUACCCCCUGGAAUGCUAUAAGUAUGAUACUUAAUUAUUAAUCAUCAAUUAUAUUUAUUAAUUCUUAACUGUAUCGUAAGCUUUCUUAUUGAAUUUCUCUAUAUGUAUAUUUGACGCACUUUUUCGAAAAUAAAACUUUAUUAACUGCUCUUCGA
Molecule: messenger RNA, 5057 nt
Organism: Diachasmimorpha longicaudata
Lineage: Eukaryota; Metazoa; Arthropoda; Insecta; Hymenoptera; Braconidae
Exons: 2
Coding region: 459-1343 (294 amino acids)
Source: RefSeq, a predicted model, not a curated record